GCCUAAAAAAAUGGUGUAAUGAGGCAAGCCCUCCCUCACAACAUGCCAGGAAGCAGCCCUGAGCCUGGCCUGGCCUUGAAUGAGCUGCUGUGGCCGAGGUCCCCAGGAGAGAACUGGCGGGAAAAGAGGAAGUUUUGGUGGAAUCCUCCGCGCGAGGGCCCCAGGAUGGAGCUGUCAGAGCCCCCACCCCGCACAGUGGUGGGGAAGGAGGAACAGGAGCUGCUGAAGCGAGUCUUCUUCUCCUGGGCUGAGUUCAGCCGCUUCUUCGACAAGUGGUGCCAGCAGCGGUUGGUGGUGUUCUCCAUCAAGAACUCCACACGAGUGGCACGCAGCCCCUGGGCCGGUGUGCCCCCUCUCUACAGGCUCAUCCACGUGCUCAAGUACAGCUACGUGCUGCUGGUGUGCAAGGAUGUGCGCUCAUCCAACCAGCCUGCAAAGUGGUCCUCCCAGCCCAGCUGCCCGGCCUUCAUCACCCUCAAGCUGAGCCCGCUGCGGGACCGCCUCGUGGUGUCGGAGUGCCAGCUCACCCACUCACACCCGGCCUGCCCACGCGAGUUCGCCUACCACUUCCGCCCGGGCCACCUGCUGGCCAACGCCUGCCUGCCCGUACGCAUAACCAACCGGAUCUCCAAGCAGUUCGUGGCCCCGGACGACGUGCGCCGCUUGCUGUCCCGCUGUAAGGGCCCUGACCACGGCGUCCUGGACGCCCUGCACGUGCUGGAGGGGCUCUUCCGCACCGACCCCGAGGCCAAGGUGAGGUUGGUGUUCGUGGAGGACCAGGCGAUGGUAGAGACUGUGUUCUUCCUGACGUCUCGGACCAGGGCGCUGCUGCGGCGCUUCCCACGCAUCCUCCUGGUGGACCGGCUGCCGGGGCUACAGGGCACACUGGACCUGCUGGCCGUGCUGUGCGUGGACGGCGCGGGCCCAGGCCUGUGGCCACUCCUGUGCCGCCUGGCCGGCGCCUCGUCCUACACUGCCUAUACCGAGGCACUGGCCGAACUGCGAGCCCAGGGCCCGGACGCCUUCGUCAAAUAUUUUAACCACAACUGGGCGCCCCGCCACAACAUGUGGGUGCGUUUCCGUGCCUUUGAGGCCUCCGAAGACCUGGACGCCUGCGCCCUGGUACAUGGCCACCGCAGGCGACUGCUGAGCCACCUCAGCCCCUCACACAGCGUGGCGCAGUGCCUUCGUGACCUGGUGGCCAUACAGUGGGCCGACGCAGCCGGGGAGGCGGCCUCUGAGGGCGCUGAUGGCCGAGGGGUGUGGCUGGAUUGCGAGCUCAGGAGUGGGGCCCAGGUAGAGGGGGUGAGGGACCUGGACGCCAGUGACAAGGGCGGGGCCCAGCCAGAAAGGGAGCAGGGGAGGGGCUUGCAGAUGAGAGAUUGGCCAGGGGUCCAUUUGGAGAACCAGCAGGUGAGGGUGCUGGAAGGGAGUGUCUGGAGGGGACCUCAGUUGGAGAAGGAGCCCUCGAGAGGGCCAGAGGUCAGAGACUGGAGGGGAGCCCACUUGGAGCAUGGAAGCUCCAGGGUCCUGGAGAUCACAGACAGGAGGGGAGCCCACUUUGAAUCCGAGAGAGCCGGGAGUUGGGAAGGAAAUCUCCGGAGAGGGGUCCAGCUGCAGGAUGAAAGGGCAAGUGCACUGAAACUCCGGGACUGGAAGCAAGGGAGAGGGGUAGCUGUCAGAAACUGGCGAGAGAUCCAUUUGGAGAAGACCUUGGACUUGCUUCCUGGGCACAGAGACCAAAGAGGGGUUCAGUGGGCAGAUGAGGGGCGGAGAGGGUCAGAGAUCACUGAGGAGAGGGGUGGGCAGCUGGGGGUCAAGAGGAGACGGGGCCUGGAGGAACUCGUUGUGGUCCAUCUGGCAGAUGCCAAGGUUGCAGGCAUGGCAAAUGGAGGGGGAGGGGGCGCCCGGCCGGUGGGCUCCAAGAGCAAAGCAGGGCGAGGAGUAGAGUGGGGGGACACAGGAGGAAGGUGCCCAGGGCUGCCCAACGGAGCCCCGUGUGCCACUUCCAGGGGAGCAGCAUUGGAAGGCAAUCCAGAAAGGGCAGUGACGAGGAGCGGGUCCCUGGCUGUAGGGGAAGCCCUGCUGGAACGAGGUCAAGGAGAAGGCCCACGGGAGCCCAAGAGGCUUUGCUGCCCCUCCAGAGAGCCAGAGAUGGACUGGGAGCCCCUGGCCAAGUUCCGAGCAGCCUGUGGGCCAGAGCUAGCAGAUCUGGUGGCUGAGGAGCUGGCCUUCGCCAGGCAGCAUGGCACCCGGGGUUUCCACUGGACUGGAACUGGCUUCGCUCUUAAGGAUGGCACCUCAGACUUCUUCUUGGAUGGGGCCCUCACGUACUGCAGCUGCUCCAUCCACGCUGCCCGCCGCCUGCCCUGCCGGCACCUCUUCGCAGCACGCCUCCUCACUGGGGCCGCCUUGUUUCACAUGGACUUGCUCAGGGAUUGCUGGGGGAGAGCCCAAGAGCCCUGACCCUUCAGGCUCCUGCCUGCCACCCUCCGUGUGGAGGACAGGCAUUCAUUUAUCCCAAAGAUAACAGGGAUGAGCCAAGGAGGCCACCCCUGUCCCUCUAGCCACCUCCUGGGUCAUCCAGGGACCUUGGCAGUUUGCCUCUCUGGCUCAAGAGGAAACUGACAGUGUUCUCUGAAGCCACAGCUGUAGACGAGGCUGAUGGCCAGGUUGGCCUCUGAGGGCUUCCCUCAGGAGAGGAAUGUGUGAGGAGAGGUGGAAACAGGGUCAGGCCAAGGAAACGGACAGGCAAGGAGGGAACGGAAGGAACAGUGCAGGUCUGGGGAGGACACCAGGAUGUGGGGGGACACAGGAGUAGACUGGUCAUCGUAGGGAUUGGAGGGCGACGGUGGAAAAGCAAGGGAGGAGAGAGAACGAAAAGACAUGGAGAGGUGAGGAAACCAGGAGAGGUGGAGAACAGGAUAAGAGAAGAGGCAGGAUGCGAAGACACGCGGAGGGCAGGCGAGGGGAGGAGAGAAUCUGAAGAGUUGAGAAAGGAUUGACAAAGGACAUGGAGAGAGCAGAGGAGUGUUUGGGGCGUUUCUCCGAGAGACCUGGACACUGGGCCUUCCCGAACGCUCUGGUUGUUCAUUGCAAAAUGGGAAUCUGGAGGGGUGAGCUGAAGACCCCCUGGGGAGGCAACUCUGGAUUGUUGCACUUAAAGAAUGGAAUAAAACAGUAUUAUUUUGGUUUCCAGGCUGAGUUCAUGGCUUCUGGGGGAGGGUGAGAGGCUCCGAUCUUAACGAUUGCUGUGUUAACAAUAACAUUUUAGACGUAUAUAAGAAUAGCAUGUAUUGCCUCUGUGUCUUUGGUCACCUAACGGAAUGAGAGGUGGGGUGACAAGACCUUUGCUUUCCAAAGUGUGGUCCACAGAACAGCAGCAUCAGCACUCCUUGGGAGCAUGUAAGAAACCUAGAGUAGGAAGAGACUUGUGGUGAAGAAAACAGACGUGGGCAGAUGCUUCUCAAAAGGACCUUGCAGGUCAUGUCUGCCAGGAAAAGGGGGCACACGGCUCUGAAGAUGAAGCCGUCUCCUUAACACAGCAAAGUAGGAGAAAAUAGAGGACAGGCAUCGGUUUGAGGCAUCGAAGGGGACACAACUCUGAGAAGGACAGACUGUCCUGCUGACCAAAGAACAAGGACUAGUGGUAUGGGGUUCUGCGCUGGACUGGAGUCUGGUUGGUCAUCCGCUCAGUCCUGGUUUUGUAGCUGUAGUGGACUCUGGCAUGAGAGGCAUUUGGAUUCCCAGGAGAUGAUUGUUCUUGCUGAGCGGGUAGGGAGGUGCAGCCUCAGUUCAGAAACCGUAAUAGCUCCUAUGUAGGGGAGUGACCUCAGCAGAGGGUGGUCUGUGAAGCUCUACUUUUCCUGGAAUCCAAUAGGACUUCAGGUUUAGGAUAAGGUCCAAGAUAACCGCAGGUGUAAGGGCUUCUAGGCAUCUGCCCGGGGCUCUGGAACUAAAUGCCGUGAAGGCUGGUAAUUCAUGUCCCUACACAUCCUUCAUUUAGUUGCUUUUACCUUGGAGUCUUCUGUCUUGAAGGGGAUGAGAUCAUCUAGGUAAAUUUAGAGCUAAUAAGCUUUUUACUGCAGACGCUCCUU
Fukomys damarensis (Damara mole-rat) is the source of this 4097-nucleotide messenger RNA. It is a transcript of the gene Zswim9, whose product is annotated as zinc finger SWIM-type containing 9. Gene Ontology annotation, molecular function: zinc ion binding. Bases 19 to 2466 code for a protein of 815 amino acids. The transcript has 5 exons. Lineage: Eukaryota; Metazoa; Chordata; Mammalia; Rodentia; Bathyergidae. The record is from RefSeq and is a predicted model, not a curated record.